AUGCACUCUGGUUAUGGCCGGCGAGGGCGACGUGGCGCUGGCAGCUUGCUGUUUCUCCUUGCCGUGGUGCCGCAGCGAGGCAGAACGGAUGGCAUCGUUGAUGCCGCCUACAUGCGAAGGCUGGACUGCGCCGACAGCAAGAACUGGACGGACUUCCGCCACCUCCUCGUCGCAAGGAUGGAGGCGGGUGCGAUCCUGGGCCGCGACCUGGGGCUCCAGGAGGCAGCUGAAGGCUUGCUCGCCCACGUGGACGCCCAGGGCAGCCGAGUUUUGGAGGAGCUCGGCCAGGAUUUCCUGGCGACCCUGCUUGGCCAGCGACGCGGCCCAAGCAGGUCCUGCUUUGCGGGGUACCAGGCCGCCUGCCUGGCGCGAGUCCUUCGCUAUGCGGCCGAGGAGGCGGAGAGAGGAGACGGCUUUGAGAACGAGAGGCAGCGGCAGGUGUACCAGUUCCUGCAGUCGAACUCGCUGUUCUGUGCAGACCUCUUCGGCAAGGAUGCGGCUCUAGAGUUCCUAAGCUCCACGAGCUGGCCCACGCGGCUUUUGGACUUGGAGGUCCACAUGCGCUCCUCCGCGCACCCGGCCGUCACCAAGCGCAAGGCGGAGAAGAUCCCGCCAGGGGCUUAA
This is a messenger RNA of Symbiodinium natans, 624 nucleotides long. The record is from the annotation of a GenBank genome assembly. Lineage: Eukaryota; Dinophyceae; Suessiales; Symbiodiniaceae.